Molecule: messenger RNA, 2068 nt
Organism: Pezoporus occidentalis (night parrot)
Lineage: Eukaryota; Metazoa; Chordata; Aves; Psittaciformes; Psittacidae
Product: platelet-activating factor receptor-like
Exons: 2
Coding region: 583-1581 (332 amino acids)
Biological process (GO): positive regulation of Rho protein signal transduction; phospholipase C-activating G protein-coupled receptor signaling pathway
Cellular component (GO): plasma membrane
Molecular function (GO): G protein-coupled receptor activity
Source: RefSeq, a predicted model, not a curated record
UGUACCCACAGCGGGACCUGAGCCACCUUGGGUAUCCCAAAGGAAUAUCCACAAAUUGCAAGGCCUUGCAAAGCACUGAGCUGGAUCCUCACAGAGUCCGGGGGGGUGGCCUGGGGGUGCUGCUCCCCCUCAACCUAGCUUUGAAGCCAACACAAGCACAAAGAGCUGCGAGGAGGCAGAUUCCAGCUUUGAUCCCUUUCAGGGCAUCCCUCUUUUCCCCCAGCUGCCGGGUGUGGAAACUUGACCCUGCGCCGCUUUCAUCCCGGCGUGGGUGGGAAAAGGGCCCUGGGAAUUGGUCCGAGAUGGGUCUGGGGGCCCCCCGUGCCCUGGCCCCAGCAGCCGGCACAGGGGUCUUAGCAUGGCUCCAGCAGGGAAUCCCCUGUUACAAACACACGCAGGUGCUCUCCCCACCGCUGCUGUCCCGCAGGCACCGACCCCACCGGGGCUUGGGGUGGCAGAGGGGGGAUCAGGCAGCCCCUGCCUGCCCCGGCACUUAAAGCCUUCCCCAGCCUGCCCGGAUCAGACAGCGCGGAGCAGCCGGAGGGACGCAGCCGCUCCAGCCCAGCGCCGUGGGAUCCCGGGAUGAACGGCUCGGCGCUGGAGCCGCUGCCAGCAGGGCACCCCGACCACUGCGUGCCCAGGGACCCAGUGCAGUUCGUGCUGGUGCCCGCCGUCUACUGCCUGGUGCUGUGCGUGGGGCUGCCGGGCAACCUGGUGGCUUUGGUGGUGUUCCUGCAGAGCGGCAAGGUGAGGAAGGCCAUCCGCAUCUACCUCAUCAACCUCACGCUGGCCGACAUCCUCUUCAACCUCACGCUGCCCCUCUGGAUCCCCUAUUACCUGGCGGGGGGCAACUGGCUGCUCUCGGAGGCCGCGUGCCGCCUGGCCGGUGCCGCCUAUUACCUGGCGACCUACAGCGCCAUCACCUUCAUGGCGCUCAUCAGCUUCAACCGGUACAGCGCGGUGCGGGCGGCGCGGCGCGAGCUGCCGCUGACGGGGCCCCGCGGUGCCGCCGUGGCCUCUGCCUUGGCCUGGCUGCUGGGGCUGGGCUGUGCCGUGCCCACCCUGGCCACGCACCAGACCUUCCGCACCCGCACCGGAGCCACGGCCUGCUUCGAGCAGCACGGCCGGCAGCGGGCGUACGCCUACGCCAUGGUGGGCUUCUUCGGCAUCGCCUUCCUGGUGCUGCUGGGCACCUACGCCUCCAUCGCCCGCGCGCUCUCGGUGCCCGCCGCAGCCUCGCCGGGCUCGCACCGGCAGCAGGCGCGUGCCAUGGUGCUGGGGAUGCUGCUGGUCUUCGUGGUGUGCGUGGCUCCCUACCACCUCACGCUGGCGCCCUGGGUGGGCACCCGGCCCCCGGUGCCGCUCUGCGGGACCCCCGGCACCCUGGAUGUGCUGCACACGCUGAGCGUGGCCCUGCUGAGCCUCAACAGCUGCCUCGACCCCCUCGUCUACUGCUUCUCCAUCCGGCACUUCCGCGCCGACCUGGGGCGGACCCUGCGCAAGAUGGGACGGUGCCUCCCGCCCCCCCCAUCGGCCCCCCCUGUGCCCAGCGCCCGCGCGUCCUCCUUCGCCUCCUCAUAGCGGGGUGGGCACCGGGGUCCUGCCCCCCGCCUGCCCCGCUGCCACAGUCCUGUCGGGAUGGGGUCCCUGGUGCCAGGGUAAGGAUGGGGAGCAGCGUGGGGGGAGCUCUGGCUUUGUGCACCCCUCCUACUCCUCCCACCCCGCUCUGCUCGCUGCGCAUCCUGUGCUCACGGGCCCACGGCUUCUGUUCACGUGUGGAUCCUGCCCCCGGCAUUUCCAGGCACUGGAAGAGCUGCUCAGCCGGUGAGGGGGGCAGAGCCAUGGUGGGAUGUGGUGAGACAGGAUGGGGAAGGAUGCCUGGGCUUCCUGUCCCCUCCCAGGGGUCUCCAUCCCUCAGGGACAUGUGUGAUCACAGACAGCCAUGGCAUGAGCCGGGCUGCCUGGGAAGGGGCUGUUUGGGCUCCUGUGCCUGAUCCCGUUCUCCAGCAUUCCCGAGCCUGACACCCUCAUCCCUCCUGCUCUCAGCUAGGAUUAAACACAAAUGAGC